AUGGGCAAAUUUUGGGGUAUGACAAGUCUACACAAUAUUCUGCAGCAUAUAGUGCCUAACCUUUUGAAUCAAGAUGAGUUUGUUUGGUGGCCCUCGACAUCAUGUUUUUCUGUUAAAUCGGCUUUCGAUAGGUUGUCGAUUGGAUGGGAUCAGGCCUUAACUUUAAGCGUGGAAAAGCUGGCAGCCCUCAAACUCAUUUGGAAAUCAAAGACGCCGUCGAAUAUACAAUUGUUUGGUUGGAGGUUGUUUCACAAUCGACUACAAACAAGGGAUGAGUUGGCAAAGAGAUGUGUUUUAUCAGGUGCCCUUAACUUGGCUUGCCCAUUAUGUUUGGGUUUUGAAGAAACACAUACUCAUCUUUUUUUAUCUUGUCGUGUUGCCGCCGAGGUUUGGAAAUUCAUCAUGGAAUGGGUAGGAGUAAACUUGAAUCCUACCAUUCUUUCCAUUCCGGAGCAUUUUUUACGGUUUCAUUCGGGAGUAUGUAGGCGGGAUAGAAAUAAUCUUUGUAGUAUAAUUAUUUGGUUGUCGGUUGUUCGGGCUAUUUGGUUAGUAAGAAACAAUAUAGUGUUUAACGGAAGGGGGAAGGGCAGCCGAGAGAUCUUUUUCAUGGCAAAAUUGUUGACUUGGGAUUGGUUUUAUGCCGCUUUUUCGGGUGAGCUUCAAUUAUCUGUUACAUCUUGGAUGGCUAAUCCUUUACAGGUUCUGUUGUAA
Vicia villosa (hairy vetch) is the source of this 711-nucleotide messenger RNA. RefSeq lists its product as uncharacterized. The transcript has a single exon. Lineage: Eukaryota; Viridiplantae; Streptophyta; Magnoliopsida; Fabales; Fabaceae. The coding region runs from base 1 to 711 and encodes 236 amino acids. The record is from RefSeq and is a predicted model, not a curated record.